CCAGAUCAUAGCAGUUUAUAUUCCCUGAUUUUCGUCGCCGUCGUGUAGGCUGCAGCAGUGGCACCGAUGAGAGCUGGGACUAAUACUUGGUACUUCUUUCCGUACUGCACUCGAAACAUCUGCUGGCUUAUGUGAACAACACAGUAGGACAAGGAACCUGCAGCUAGAGUCGACAGUGUCGUCCUAGUGAAUCCUUCCAUGUAAGAAACCGUUCUUUUGCACGCAGCAUUCGGGGCUACAGACUGCAUAACUGUAUUAUGCAGCAAACAGAUGCAAUCGAUGUCCCACGGUACGGUCAGUAGGGUGGUCACGGGCGUAACAGGCGUAAUGUGGUAAUGCCGUACCAAAUCUGACCAAAUGGUCGUACAAAAAUCUCACGUGACCUGAUCCUAGGGACAGGAUUGUUUAGGGACUUUUGAGAAGGCGCGAUGAUGGCGCCAGGCACAGCGCUUCAUUCUGUGGCGAUGUGGCGCGAAAUCUCCGGCCCACGCCGACCCCUGGCUGAAUGAUGUCUCCGCAGUCGGUUCAGUAUCUGUUGGCGAAAAGUCGUGCGGUAGUAGUGGUGUAGCAUGUCGGCUUUUGGUGUCGGUGAACUCUGGUGGUGUAAGACCCGUAUUUCGGAAGAAUGCAGUGGUGCUGACGAUCGAAAUAUUCAAGUGGCUUAGCGCCUCGGCAAUGCAAUUUGCUAACCGGCGCUGUGCAGCAGCGUCGUCGUGUUCGCCCUUUUAGGCAGCGUCAUCGCAUCGCACAUGCACCUUUACUUGACGGGCGUCGUAGGCGGAGGUGUUAUACGUGUUUUUCGCCACGACUUACGUUACUUAAGUAACGCUUAAGGUGGUUUUGCCUCGCAACUGUACACGCGUCCUUGAAAUGGGGCAGCGCAUGUUUUCGAUCGUGUUCAGCGCUAGUGCUCCAUCCGUGAUUUCAUGCGAUUUACUUUUAUUGUGGACUUUACGAGAAUUAUCGCGUAGUGCUGUGAACUUAACGGAACUUUAGUGACAUCACAUGGUCUGCCAGAAUUCCACGAACUAAAAUGCAGAGUAGAUGUCUAUUAUUAUUCAUACUAAGGGCAAUUCAUACUAAGUCUUAGCAAUGGGACGCAGGGUUCUGUGUAAAGUUGGGACGAAUGAAUGUAUAUAUGUCAUUAUUAUCCUCAUCAGCCUAUUCAUGUUUACUGCAGGACGAAGGCAUCUCCCUGUGAUCUCCAACUACGCCUGUUCUGCGCCAACCGAUUCCAACCAGCACCCGCAAAUUUCCUAAUUUCGUCGCACCACCUAGUCUUUUGUCAUCCUCUACUGUGCUUUCCUUCUCUUGGUAGCCAUUCUGUUACCCUAAUGGUCCAACGGUUAUCUAGUCUGCGCACUACAUGACCUGCCCAGUGUCAUUUUUUUCUCUUAAUGUAUAUUAGAAUAUUGUCUAUACCCCGUUUGCUCUCUGAUCCAUACUCUUUCUGUCUCUUGAGGUUAUGCCUAGCAUUCUUCGUUCCAUCGCUCUUUGCGCGGUCUUGUUCUCAAGCUUCUUUGUCAGACUCCAAGGCGCCGUACGUCAGCGCCGGUAAAAUGCACUGAUUGUAUACUUUCAUUUUCAAUGAUAACGGUGAACUCCCAUUCAGGAGCUCACGAUGCCUGCCGUAUGUGAUCCAACCCAUUUUUAUUAUUCUGUGAAUUUCCUUCUCAUGGUCCGGGUUCCUUGCGAUUAGUUGACCUAGGUAAUUGUACUCCUCCACAGACUCUAGAGGCUGACUUGCGAUCUUGAACCCUUGUUCCCUUGCCAAUCUAUUCAUCAUUAUCUUUGUCUUCUGCAUAUUAAUUUUCUAUCCCACUCUUACACUCUCCCUGUUAAGGUCCUCGAUCAUUUGUUGAAACUCGUCUGCAUUGUUGCUGAAUAGAACAAUGUCAUCGGCAAACCGAAGGUUGUUGAAGUAUUCGCCGUCGAUCUUUACUCCUAAGCCUUCCCAGUUUAAUAGCUUGAAUACUUCUAAGCAUGCAGUGAAUAGCAUUGGAGAGAUUGUGUCUCCUUGUCUGACCCCCUUUCUUUAUAGGUAUCUUCCUACUUUUCUUGUGUAGAAUUAAGGUGGCUGUGGAAUCUCUGUAGAUAUUUUCCUGGGCAUUUACAUAAGCCGUCUGUAUUCCUUGACUGCCCAAUGCCUCUAUGACUGCUGGUAUCUCUACUGAAUCAAAUGUUUUUUUCGUAAUCUAUGAAAGCCAUAUACAGAGUUUUAUUGUACUCUGCAGAUUUCUCGAUAACCUGGUUAAUGACAUGGAUGUGAUCCAUUGUAGAGUAACCUUUCCUGAAGCCAGCCUGCUCCCUUGGUUGACUAAAGUCCAGUGUUGUCGUUAUUAUAUUGAAGAUUAUUUUGGUAAAUACUUUAUAUAAUACUGGGAGUAAGCUAAUGGGCCUAUAAUUUUUUAGUUCUUUAACGUCGCUGAUGAAGCAAACAGUCUAUUGCGGUGACGGGAUGAAUGGCAGCCCUAGUUCCAGCUUUGAUAUUCCCACUACCCUGAAGGUACUCCCCCGCCUGUUUUACUAUAAUCUCAGGUGCUCUUGAACUCUCUAUUUGCCGGUAUUUUUAUUUUCACAUGCAGAAUGGUCCUACUGCAAUACAUAUAUGUAGUGAGGUGAAGCUUAUUAAAUUUGCCAAAUGCUUUGACAGUAUCAGACCUAACAGUUUUAGAAUGACAUGGCCAAUACAACAGCCCAGACCUUCACUUUAACAAUUUUAUUAGGACUUUCAAACUAUUCUUACAGCACAGAAAAACAAUGUAAACACCCCAAGAGUUCAUUAGCAAGUAAUACUGGAAAGCACAAGUCUACUGGCCAAGGGUGUGGUGAAACGCUUUAAACACUCAACUGACACACCUUAAAUGCUUAAAAAUUUGUAGCAUAUUGAUGCAGGUUGAUCAGACUUACUGCGAUAUUGAUUGCUUUACAAUGAAAAUAAUAGUAUUGGAUAAAAUGAUGCAAGCGACUCGUGUGCUGCUUGGUUAUGCAAACCACAUUUGUCCCAGAAAUACCCAAACAGGGUUCUUGUCUACGCAUGCUGCUUGCGUCCAGUAAUCUAAAGCUUUCUUAUGUCAGCAGUAUAAAGAGAGGCUGUAACAAUAGGGCUUUGAACUUCACAACUCCAAUUUUAUUUCUUCUACACUCAUACAACCUAAACACUGUGCUGUCGUGACAGCAUCUGCCUAGCUCAUUGCCACAUUUUGUGACAAAAUCAGUGAUCACUCAGAGUUGCCUGUCCUAAUAUUACUCCACUAAUUCUUUGAACAAUUCAUUUUUUAAGCACGAAGCAUGUCAUGCCCAACUAGAAAAUUAACCACGAAAUGAGCUACUAGAAGUAGCUAAAAAAUCAGCAGUAUUCUGAAGUCAGCUUAAUUUGCAGCUACUAAAAUUGACCAUUAUUGAAUUAGGGGAAGGGAAGAACAGCUUGAAUAAACAUGUUUCAUCAGUGUGUGCUGCAGGCUAAAGCAGUGAAAGGAAGCCGUUUUGGCAUGGGUCUACCUUUGUCCCAAAACCAGGCACCGCAGCCGAGGCGACUUCACUUGGCUUUGACAUCGUCAAAUCCACUUUCCUGAGCACAGAAUACUCAGUCGAGGUGAGCUCAAUGCACAUCACCCACACUGGGGAUGCAAAGACAUAUGGCCAAGAGGAUAUGCCACCUUGAUGAAGCAGACACCACAGACCUCAAAUUAACAAAUGACACCAACUAUCCCAAUUGUUACAUCCUCCAUUAAAACCAGAAGGGCAGUACACUUUCCUAGCAUGGGCAACUGGGGCCUUCAUCCAGAGUGUCAGUGCAACUCUGCCCCAAAAGGCAGCGACCAUUAGUAGGGGUGAAAAUGUGCCACAUUCAAAAUCAGGGUUUGAGGCUGGGACCAUUUCCGUGAUGCACCGAGUCUGCAGAAUGUGAAGGUGUUAAAGAAUCGCUAGCAACACGCAUUCUUUACACUCUGCAAAGAGCGACAUGUGAAAUAGAGCUUACUGGGGCAACAUUCAGCCCUGACAAGCACCUGCUGCAACUUUGGGGUAAGCAAGCCAAGCUGCAUACUGCAUACUUAAAUUGUGGCUGCAUGCAGGAGCAGGCAAGAUGUCGUGAUAAGAAACUUGCCAGAGACUAGUGGAUGGACCACUGCACGUCAUGCGACACAUUCUCGGCUAUAAAAGGAUGAACCAAAUACUGUAAUAUUAAUGAAAACACGCUGCUCAAUCUUCAGUGCACAUCCGAGUAAUUUGAGGAACGAGCUGCAAAUGCUUUCCCCGACCACCUCACAGUGACUGACCGUCACCAGAGUUGUACACUUAAAGCGCACGUGGCAAAGAUGGGGUCAUUUUGUAGAUGUUGAGGAAUCUUGCCGAAACGAGGAAGCAAGCACGCUUGCUUGUAAUUAAUGAAGUCUGGAAUAUUGGAAUUCCCCACAGAGUGGAAACACUUGGUCAUGAUGCCACUACCAAAACCAGGCAAGAAACCUGAUACCAUAGCCAACCUUUGAUCAGUCUCACUCACACUGACAGUGUGCAAAUUUGCUGAAGGAAUGUGCCUCGUGAGGCUGAACCACCGUAUGGGAAAGACAAGACUUUCCACCUGUGCCAGAUUGGUUUCUGGCCUAAGGUUGACACAUGUGACAAUAGCCUCUUUCUGCAUCAAAGCAUCGCCAAUACCAGCCGCUUCAGAGGAGAUAUAUGGGUUCUUAGUCACAGUCGAACCAAGAAGAAUGUUGAGCACAGGCUGCAACGAGGAGAUACUGGUGGCCUUUCAUGAAGCCUGCGCAGGCAUUAGGGCUACCAGUGUUGCCAAAGCCUCUUAUGCAACCAAGUGUUUGAAAUAUGAAGUAACAGUGAACAGCCAAAGACUUUUACCAACUGCACAGGUGGAAAUUCAGGUAAAACCUGGACCAGCACACUUGGUUGCAGGAGUGAUUCGCUGAUGAGCAGUAGCUGCUAUGGGCUACUGCUAUCUGCGCAGGCAGAUCGGCACAGCUAAAAUCACUGACUGGCGAAAAAUCAGGGAAGCCCAAGAACAAGACGCCGACAUAAUCACGAACCUGGAAGACUGGUGCGACAACCUCCGUCGACAUAACGCCACACAAAGGACAUCGCCAGAACGGAAGAGACCCCAGAGGUGGAUCCCCACUUACUACACCUGUGGGAUGCCAAACGGGGCCUUACCCGCCGCUGGAAAAAACAGAAAUACAACAGGAAACUGAAGACGCGCAUAGCAAAAAUAACAGCGGAAGCAGAAGAAUAUGCCAUGCAACUCGCCUCCGCGAACUGGUAUAGAUUCUGUGACUCCUUCGGUGGCACGCUGGACACGGCCAAGACGUGGCACAUCCUCAAAGCCAUCCUGGACCCCACCAAAACCAAAGGAGAAGGACACAGGGCUCUGGAACGGUUACUACACACCUACCCAGGUAGCCAACAAGACCUCAUCGAUGCCAUCAAGACCAAGUGCUAUGGAGAUCCCACUCCCACACAAGCAUGUAGAACACCCUACACCGGACAACCCAACCCGCUAAUGGACGAACCUAUUACCGAAAACGAAAUGAGAGCGGUCAUCGCAGCCACCACCCGUAACACAGCGGCGGGCACGGACCAGAUCACGAAUUCGAUGAUCAGAAACCUGAGCGACAAGUCUAUCUCCGCGCUCACGGCCUUUGUCAACCAACACUGGGAACAAGGUACGGUGCCGGCGAUGUGGAAACACGCACGAAUAAUCAUGAUCCCCAAACCGGGCAAGAAAUUGGCAAUUGAAAACCUUAGGCCCAUAUCGCUCACGUCCUGCCUCGGCAAGGUGUACGAAAAAGUUAUCAACGCAAGACUACAGAAACACUUGGAAGAUAACAAACACCUGCCGGACACCAUGUUCGGUUUCCGUGCAGGCCUGUCCACACAAGAUGUGCUACUCCAAAUCAAGGAAGAAGUCCUCAGUAACGUUUCCCGCAGCGGCGAACACGUCCUCCUAGCAAUCGACAUCAAAGGGGCUUUCGACAACGUCAGCCACCAAGGAAUCCUAGAAGGGCUGGCCAACACCAACUGCGGCGAGCGAACGUACAAGUAUGUUCAGAGCUUCCUGAGCCACCGCACGGCGGAGCUGAAGAUGGGAGAGAUCCAGACUCCAGUGUACCACCCUCCCAACAAGGGCACACCACAAGGUGCUGUCAUGUCUCCCACGCUGUUCAACGUCGCCAUGAUCGGUCUCGCAAACAAACUGCAGGACGUAGCAGGUCUUCGGCACGCAAUCUACGCAGAUGAUAUAACACUCUGGACCAGAACAGGGUCCCUCGCUGAAAAAGAAGAACGGCUGCAAACUGCAGCAAAUAUCAUCCAGGAAUACGUCAGCCAACGGGGACUACAAUGCUCCCCCGAAAAAUCUGAGCUCCUACGAGUCUGGCGAGGCCGGGGUAACCACACAGUUCCCACAGACCCAACAAGAAGACUCGAGGUAUGCCUCAACGGGGGCCUCAUACCAGAGAAGCCAUUGCUGAGGGUGCUGGGCAUGUGGCUGCAAUCUAACCAGCGGGCCACACACACCCUUACACUCCUCAAAACCAGUGUCAAGGCGAUAUCACGCAUGAUCUCCCGCGUAACAUCCAAGAACAGAGGCAUGAAGGAAAGCGACACCCUGCGACUGCGACUGAGCAGAAUCACAUACAGCCUGCCUUACUACCACCUCACACAGUCCGAGACGAAGCAGGCCGACACACUUUUAAGGAUGGCUUUGAAGACCGCUCUCCGCCUGCCGAUGAGUACAUCGACUGAAAAAUUAUUGGCGCUAGGGUUGCACAACACCCUCAGCGAACUAGCAGAAGCCCAUUACGUCUCGCAACAACAGAGACUUGCGCGGACUCGCACGGGCCGGCAGGUCCUACAAACCUUGGGGUUCCCAGAAAUAACACGAACCCAAGAAACCUGUUACAUACCUCGUCACGUUCAGGACAGGUUUCACGUUGCCCCGAUACCGCGCAACAUGGACGCUAACCUACAUUCCGGCAGGAGGAGAGCAAGGGCCCAGUACAUGGAGAAAGUGUUCAGAUUCAAUACCACGGCCCGUUUUACGGACGCUGCCAUGUAUGGCACGAACAACAAGGGCGCAGUUGCGGUGGCAUGCGACUACCGAGGCCACGUUACCUCCGCUGCAUCGACCCGCCCCUGCACGAUUACGGAAGCCGAGGAGCUGGCCAUCGCGUUAGCCAUCCGCGAGGGCCUACACGCAAACCAACCACUGACGAUCCUCACGGAUUCCCAGCAGGCCUGCCGCAACUUCCUACAGGGAAGAAUUGGAAGACCUGCUGCACAAGUCCUAGCCGGAAUACUCAAGGAGGACCCUGAGGACUUCACCAUCCAAACCAUCAUCUGGAUACCGGGCCACACAGGCAUCACGGGCAACCUGCAGGCUGACAGAGCAGCUCGAGGAUUUGUACAUAACCGAGCACUCAACACGCCGGCUGCAGAAGACCUGGACCCUGUCGACCUCGAGUAUUCAGCAAUCGUCAACUACCACAGAGGGCGUCGUCUGCUAUAUCCUCCACCCCAUCGAAAUCUAAACACAGAGGAUACCGCUGCCUGGCGUAGGCUCCAGACAGGCACUUACACGAACUUACACAUAUUACAUAGGAUACACCCCACAGCCUACAGGGACGAAUGCCCAUGGUGUGGGGCCACACCAACCCUAUAUCACAUUACGUGGGAGUGCGCACUACACAACAUAGAACACCCAGACACGAACACCACGAGGGAGCAAUGGGAGGCACUGCUGUCCAGCUCGGCCCUCGACGACCAGCUCAAGCUGAUCAAGAGAGCUAAGAAGAUGGCAAAAGCCAGCGGAGCCCUGGACUAAGGGCCCCGACCAUUAGCUGUUUUUUUUUAUUAUUUUAAUAAAGUUUAUCUAUCUAUCUAUCUAUCUGCUAUGGGCUAACUCCUCUGGUUCUUUACUGGUGUCACUGGAAUUCCUAAAUGUCUUGCUAGAAUAUUGCGAAUGAAGUUCACACUGUGCUGCGAGGAUUCAAACAUACAAUCAAAUGAUUGGCAGUCCACAAUUCUAUGUUUUAGCCACUCUGCUGAAGGUGCAGUGGUGGUGAUUACUGAUCCUGGAGAGCGCGCAAUCAAGCCAACAGGUGCCAAGAUUGGCUAACACCUGCUCAAUGUCUGCAUACUGUAUAUAGAGCUGGCAUCCAUGCCUUUAAGUUCUGACACAUCACCUUCCCACUCGUGAAUUUUCUUCUUACAUGUAAUGACAGUGAUUGGGUGCAUCUGCUUCAUUAAUCUUCUAGUGCUUGGCUUCUCAGGUUUAUUGGAUGGGGCUGUUGGUGUCUCGUUUUCCUCAAGCACAGCACGAGACGUACCUAGCAGUGGGUAGGCCAAAUAUAGAUUUCAGAAAACCAAUACGAAUUCAGCAGUAAGAACCUAAAGGGUUGUUUUGGUGGAGACCAGUGGCCAAGCCCAGAUAUGAAAGAGGAGGAAGAAAAGCAGCCUCUAUCCACUUCAACACUGGGAGGCACAACUCCCACAAAUAUGACUCUUACUUAUUUUACUUCUUUAAAGGAGAUUACUGACUUGCAUUGGCAAGUAUUCACUCCAACAAACACUGCAUGAAGCAAGUAUUUCGUGCAUAUUUCACCAGCUACUGCAUCAUUUUGCAUUACAAGUGAAACUGCAAUUUUCUUUAUGCCACAACAUGCCCAAUUUUGUGUUUUGCGGUAGAAUGUUAGCAAGGCUAUUAAGGCACUUAAAUACUCGUGAAUAGCAGUAGAGAAAAAAAGAUUGAAGUAAGAACGCAGCGGCUUUUUGUGCGUAGACUUUGCAUACACCUGGUGCUCUCAUGGUCAUUUCUUCCCUAUCUGCUAAACUAUUCUAAACAAGAAAAGUUAUACACAAUUAUUGUACAAAGUCAGACCACAACUAAACCAGAGGUAUCCUUGGUAGGCAAAGUAUAUUUAUUUGAUGACAUUUUCUGCAGCCCUGCUAUUGGGCUUAAAUUCCUUCCUCUUCAGCUGUGCACGUUCAUUAAGUGACGAGACAGUUUGACAAUUUAAAUCAUUGAAAGACUUAGCAAAACGCUUUUUGGGUUGUUUUUUUCUUGGUUUCAGGCUGCACAUUGCAAUUUUAAGGUUUUUUCCAUGCUUUUUGCUUUAGUUUUUUUUAUGUGUAGGGCAUGUUAAAAUUUUUUACACCAUGUUAAGUAUGUGGUGCCGUAGAGUUCUUGGAUGGAGUCUUGCCCUUUCAUUCUGUACAAUAUGAUGUCGGUUUUUGUGCUCAAGGCUGUUUUACAUUUGAGUGUGAUUGUAGCAUUUUGCUAAGUUUCACCCAAGCUUGAAAGAUUGCUUCCCACUGCUGGUGGCAUGACACAUGUGACAUUUUUUUCAAUAAAAGGAAGUCUGUCACUUAUCCUGUA
This is a messenger RNA of Dermacentor albipictus, 9388 nucleotides long. RefSeq lists its product as uncharacterized. Lineage: Eukaryota; Metazoa; Arthropoda; Arachnida; Ixodida; Ixodidae. Gene Ontology annotation, molecular function: RNA-DNA hybrid ribonuclease activity; nucleic acid binding. The record is from RefSeq and is a predicted model, not a curated record.